Messenger RNA from Labeo rohita (rohu), 1522 nucleotides. It is a transcript of the gene sh3glb1a, whose product is annotated as SH3-domain GRB2-like endophilin B1a. Gene Ontology annotation, cellular component: cytoplasm; membrane. Lineage: Eukaryota; Metazoa; Chordata; Actinopteri; Cypriniformes; Cyprinidae. The coding region runs from base 195 to 1274 and encodes 359 amino acids. Gene Ontology annotation, molecular function: protein binding. The transcript is spliced from 9 exons. The record is from RefSeq and is a predicted model, not a curated record. Gene Ontology annotation, biological process: membrane organization.
UCCAAGUCCGGUUCUGUGCUUGCAGUAAUCAGAUCUGUGGGUGGUUCUUCCUCUUCUCUGCCGGCUGUCGCUUCAGUCAUACUUUUACAAAAAACCCGGCCGUUGUAAUAAAGGACAAAAUUGAUGCCAUCACAUUUAUUUAAACCAUCCCGACGUGCGCACUCCUUUUUAAUAAAUAGUUUUAUAUAGAAAGGAUGGAUUUUAACGUGAAGAGACUGGCAGCGGACGCUGGUACUUUAUUCAGUCGGGCGGUGCAAUUCACAGAAGAAAAAUUCGGCCAGGCUGAGAAGACCGAGUUGGAUGCACACUUGGAGAAUCUCCUCACCAGAGCUGAAACCACUAAACACUGGACAGAGAAGAUUUUAAAGCAGACUGAAGUGUUACUGCAACCAAACCCAAAUGUCAGAAUAGAAGAAUUCCUGUAUGAAAAACUGGACAAAAAGGUGCCCACACGGAUGAACAACCAUGAGCUUCUGGGUCAGUCCAUGAUCGACUCUGGGAAUGAAUUUGGGCCUGGAAUGGCCUACGGAAACGCUCUGAUAAAGUGUGGUGAGACGGAGAAGCAGAUUGGAGGAGCAGAGCGAGAGUUCAUUCAGAGCUCUGCCAUCAAUUUCCUCACACCUUUCCGCAACUUUUUAGAAGGAGACUUCAAGACUAUAUUGAAAGAGCGCAAACUGCUUCAGAACAAACGACUGGACCUUGAUGCCGCGAAGACCAAGCUAAAGAAAGCCAAAAUGGCUGAUGCCAGAGCUCUGGCUGAGCAAGACCUAAAAAUGACACAGAGUGAGUUUGACAGACAGGCAGAGAUCACCAGGCUUCUUCUGGAAGGAAUCGGCAGUACGCAUGCCCAUCAUCUCCGCUGUCUAAAUGACUUUGUGGAGGCUCAGAUGACAUAUUACGCCCAGUGUUACCAAUACAUGGUCGACCUCCAAAAGCAGCUGGGAAACUUUCCUUCGGCUUUCUCUUCCAACAACAACCAGUCAACCAGUGGCGCGGCUAGUGUCUCCAUACCCGUCCUGCCACUCUCAACUUCUCUUCCUGCCAGCUCAGCUAACGCGUCUUCAGGUUUCACCGAACUGCAAAACUUCAGCGGGAGUCGCAAAGCACGGGUGCUGUAUGAUUACGACGCUGCGGGCAGCAAAGAGCUCUCGUUAUUGGCCGAUGAGGUGAUCAUGGUGAGCAGCGUUCCAGGCAUGGACUCUGAUUGGCUGAUGGGCGAACGUGGGAAUCAGAAGGGAAAAGUGCCUAUUACUUAUUUGGAGCUGCUAAAUUAAGAGAAACCAGAACCAAAACGAAAAGUUUAGUGUAUUCCAGCUGUGCUGCGUACCGUAUAUGCAACCUUGACGUCUUGUGCUGCUCACACACAACAGUAUUUUAUCAGACGUGACGUCUUGCGGUUCCAAAAUGGGACGAGGUUCUAACCAGACGAGUGUUUACAGAUUAAAUAAUGCAGAUUUUUUUUGUUUAAAAAUGCUUUUGAUGUGACAUGCCUUGAUUUCAUAGAAAAAAAAAAAACAAGCAA